AUGUCUACCUCUGUCAGCUCCGCCUCCGCUGCUAGCAGCAGCACCGCCUGCGCAGCCCAGCUGUACAACCAGCCCAACCAGGACAACACCUGCGCCAUGCCCUACUCCAAGGACCACAUCUCCAUGAUGGAAAAGUGCUGCGGCGACGCCCAGAUCGUCAGCUACUACGAUGACUGCGGCAUCUACUGCGUCGCCAUCGACCAGUCCACCGACGCCCUCAGCGAGUGUCUCUUCAAGGAGGGAGCUGGCAACACCGACGUCUUCUGCAGCGGCAGCAAGAAGGUGACCAAGACCGAGGACGCCAAGGUUCCUGCUACCGCCCAGGCCAGCGUCGUCUCCAGCAAGGACGAUGAUGAUAAGGAUGAUGAUGAUGAGAGCAGCUCUACUGGUACUUCUACUGCUACCGGCACUGCUUCUUCGGCCGAUUCUUCUUCCACCGAGACUGAUGCGCCUUCUUCUGCUGCCAAGAGCGGUAUCAGCACCAUGGGUGUCGCUGUCGGUGCUCUGCUUUUCUCUUCUUUCGCUUUCGGUUUCCAGCUUUAA
This is a messenger RNA of Fusarium coffeatum, 543 nucleotides long. RefSeq lists its product as uncharacterized. The record is from RefSeq and is a predicted model, not a curated record. The coding region runs from base 1 to 543 and encodes 180 amino acids. NCBI's taxonomy places the organism in Eukaryota, Fungi, Ascomycota, Sordariomycetes, Hypocreales, Nectriaceae. The transcript has a single exon.